AUAUUUCUUUGGAACGGCGACGGCAACGGCUAGCUCGUUUGCCCGUUGCGCUGGAACGUGCGAUCUGCUCAAGCCUCGGGCGAGUGUAAGCGGAGCGACUGAGAGGGGCCGCUCCACCCUCGCGAUCUCCCACUCCCCAUCUGAGGUUUCUAGCCUUCUCCCCGCUGAUUUCUCCUCUCCGAGCCCUCGUUCUCUUUGCUCGGCUAAAGCGACUAGCGAGGACCAACCAUGAACAUCUUCAAGAAGAAGACCUCCGCCAAAGAUUCUCUUAGGACCAGCAAAAGAGAAAUGACGGUCGCCACAAGAGGUGUGGAAAGGGAGAUCGGUUCCCUGAAGUUAGAGGAGAAAAAACUGGUUGCAGAGAUCAAGAAGACUGCACAAACUGGGAAUGAGGCUGCCACUCGGAUCCUUGCUCGUCAGCUUGUUCGUCUGAGACAACAAAUUACUAACUUGCAGGGAACUCGUGCACAAAUUAGAGGCAUAGCAACUCAUACGCAGGCAAUGUAUGCAAGUACUUCAAUUUCCACAGGAAUGAAAGGUGCAAGCAAGGCAAUGGCAGCAAUGAACAAGCAAAUGGAACCGGCCAAGCAGGCAAAAGUGAUGACAGAGUUCCAGAAGCAGUCAGCACAGAUGGACAUGACGAUUGAGAUGAUGUCCGAGGCUAUAGAUGAAACUUUGGAUAAAGAUGAGGCAGAAGAGGAAACAGAAGAGCUCACUAACCAGGUGCUCGAUGAAAUUGGUGUUGAUGUUGCCUCACAGUUAUCUUCAGCACCUAAAGGUCGGAUUGCAGUCAAUAACAAGAAAGUUGACACUGCCUCAAGAAAUGUAGCUCCAGAGAAACCUGCAGUUGAUGACCUAGAGAAGAGGUUGGCAUCCCUGCGACGCAUCUGAACGGCUAAAUCUCUUCCGAUGGUUUUGUAUGUAAAGAUCAUUUUCUCGGACAGAUCGUCUCAUGUUGUCGAUAGAGAAUUAGUCAUAUCUAUUGUUUUAGGCAUACCCUAUAGUUCUUAUGCAAACUACAUGUACACUUUGGAGCCAAGGACAAUGUUGAAACCUGUUGGUGAUUCA
Messenger RNA from Musa acuminata subsp. malaccensis (wild Malaysian banana), 1068 nucleotides. RefSeq names its product vacuolar protein sorting-associated protein 2 homolog 2-like. Gene Ontology annotation, cellular component: multivesicular body; ESCRT III complex. Gene Ontology annotation, biological process: protein transport; endosome transport via multivesicular body sorting pathway; late endosome to vacuole transport. NCBI's taxonomy places the organism in Eukaryota, Viridiplantae, Streptophyta, Magnoliopsida, Zingiberales, Musaceae. The record is from RefSeq and is a predicted model, not a curated record.